Molecule: messenger RNA, 2668 nt
Organism: Pogona vitticeps (central bearded dragon)
Lineage: Eukaryota; Metazoa; Chordata; Lepidosauria; Squamata; Agamidae
Source: RefSeq, a predicted model, not a curated record
CCCUUCCGUGUCCCUUCGUCGGUUAGAGAGAGAGAGAGAGAGAAGGAAAAGGGAGCGAAGGGGAGCCCGGGGCCUCCUCCUCCACCGCCUGGAACGGGAGCCAGGGCUCCAGUGUGGCCCUGGAGGGGAUCCCCCGAGCCUCCCGGGGGUUUCGUGGGCUCCAACCCCGUCUCUUGGGACACACUACAAUUCCCAUCAUCCUCAGCCUCCUCUUUUUGGGCACACCACGACUCUCAUCAUCCCCGCCCCCCCUUUUCUUGGGACGCUCCACCGCUCCCAUCUCGUUGAACACGCCACAGUUCCCAUCAUCCCCAGCCCCCUCUUUUGGGAUGCAUUAAAAAUCUCAUCAGUCUGAUCUUUCGUCUUAUAAUGCCUUGUUGGCAUUCUGCUUUCUCCUGACUGGUGCUCAGUCGCUUUGGCUGCCCUGGCUAUUUGCCCAUUUGUGGAGAUCCUGGGUGCCUCUGCCCACAACGUGCUGCCUUGGAUUUAGCCUUUGAAGGAGGAUCCAUGUAUACCCCAGGUGGCUCGGUGUUGCCCAGUGGGCGCAGGCGGAGAGGCCAGGAUGGGAGUGCCUUGCCCAAGCAGCCAGAAAGGAGCCUGGCGUCUGCCUUGCCGGGCGCCCUCUCGAUCACAGCCCUUUGUACUGCACUGGCGGAGCCUGCUUGGCUACGGAUUCACGGGGGCACUUGUUUGCGGCAAGAGCUGGGGGUGGCUGAUGUGCUUGGAUACGUAGACCCUGAUUUACUUAAAGACUUCUGCAUGAAUCCACAGACAGUGUUGUUGCUUCGGGUCAUUGCGGCUUUCUGUUUCUUGGGGAUCAUCUGCAGCCUUUCGGCCUUUCUCCUGGAUGUCUUUGGCCCCAAGCACCCUGCGCUGAAGAUCACACGACGCUAUGCCUUUGCCCACAUCCUUACAGUGUUGCAGUGUGCCACAGUGAUCGGGUUCUGUUACUGGGCCUCGGAACUGAUCCUGGCGCAGCAGCAGCAGCACAAGAAGUACCACGGCUCUCAAGUAUACGUUACGUUCGCCGUCAGCUUUUACUUGGUGGCCGGAGCCGGCGGGGCCUCCAUCCUGGCCACGGCGGCCAACCUGCUGCGCCACUACCCCACCGAAGAAGAGGAGCAGGCCUUGGAGCUCCUCUCCGAGAUGGAGGAGAAUGAACCUUACCCGGCCGCGUACGACGUGAUCAAUCAGUUCCAGCCACCCCCGGCGUACACCCCGUAACGCCGUCUGUUGGGAGACCUGGCCGAGGGAAGGGAGGAUUUGGCAAGCUGUCCCCCACAACUGAAAGGCCUGUGACGGUUUGGGAAUGCGUUCUCUUCUCUGGGGCCUGCCCACUGGUGUGUGUUUUCCAUUCCCCUGGCGGUCCAGUCAGUUCCGAACUCACCCGGGAGAGUCGCUCAAGCAGGAGCGUGGCUUGUUCAGAGACUCUGCUCUCCCGGGUGCCCUGUCUCCAAAAGCAAUCGGCUGGGAGAUCUUUGUUUUCCCAGCACCUUGAAUGGCAGGCCCUGAGCCGCUGGAAUUCCUGUCCGGUCGGACCCAGCAGCAGCUCUGCACUUUCCCUGGGCUCUGCAAGGCUCCUCCCGCGCAGCCCCGAGGCUGGUGCUUUAUCUGGACACACUUCUGGGCCGAGUGGAAGGACACAGCUGCUUCAGGAAGAGGUCUUGCCUCAUGCGUGAAAGAGAUGGCACGUCCACACUCACUUUGGUGGCGGGAGGCGGGGUGGGGUGGGGGUGGGCUCCACCGUCCUUUGCAUAGGAUAAGAUCUUACACUGGUAUGCACACUUGAAAUACCAACUUCCACAGAGUCUAGCACUGUUGUGUCUCCCAAGCUCGGAAGGGCUGCCUUUUUGGGGGGAAUGUGACUUUCCUUCACUGAUCUUCACAUCAGGGGGGCAUGAAUGGGCUCUGCAUUUAGCACAUCUGAAGGUGAGAACCAUUCUCUAUGCACUUGUUUUGUGGGGAGUUGCCACGUUUCAGCUGAAAGGCAUGGUAAGCUUUCUGCCUCCAUUGUUUCACUUGUGUCGUUCCCCCCCACCUUCUGCCUCAUGCUACUUAACAGAAGCGUUUUGCACUUUAUUUGCUGAUCCCACGACCCCCUUUUCCUGCCUGACCUUUUUUGGGGUGGGGGUGAUGUCCAAACACACCUUUGCAGAACCAGCCGAAGGAUAAUGCCACUACUGAAUUUUCUCUUGGGCUCUCGUUUAUGGUAAAGGAAAAGUUGUCAUUCCAGUUGGCGCAUCCGUUCAUGCAGGCAGGCACACAUGCGCCUCUCCCUGUGCCAUUACACGUGAUCCAGCUUUUAAUAAAAGGUCCCGGAACUGAUUCAGUUUUCAUCUGUAUUAAGAUGAUACACAAAUACUUGGUUCCAGACGGGAUUUUAAUUAUUUUAUGUAUGUUUUAAUUUAAAUCUUUCCUGCCUACUUUUAGUUCUUCGUCCUGCUCAUGCCUCAAAAGUUACUUCUCCUGACUUAAGGCAGUGGUCACGUCCACAUGAUCCUCUAAAUCAUGAUUCGUUGGUUCAGCUAUAAAUUGUCCCAUAAAUGACCAAACACAUUACAGUCCAUUUCUCCCAUUUCAGUCUGCCUCUCUCCUGCCCUUUCUGUCAGUUUCUGUUUUAGGGUGAGCAGCUAGAGAAGCCAGCCACAGAUAAACCAAGCUUCUGGGU